AUGUCGUCGGGUAAUGACUCCAGUGGGUCUCAAGCACCCCGGAAGACCUCGCCUGAGGAUACUCGUCCGAGAUUUGCUUUCGUCACGGAGACCAGUCAGUCAAAUGCGCGAAGCCAUGCGAUGCGCGAGCAUUGGAGACAACGUCACAGUCGUAACAAUAGCACCAAGGCCAGACGUUCGCAGCCAAAGCUUCUUCCAAAUAUCUUAUCUGCUGCAGACCGAGGCACGAGACACCAUGAAAUUGCCACGCGUGAGCGUUCGUCUCGCAGUCACGGGAGUCAGAGCUCAGGGCGACAGGGCUCGGAAGGUUCCUCUACUGAAACGGAUCAAGAUCGUGAAGAAAGGGUUGAACUCAUAGGGGUACCUUCACAGCUAUUGGGCGGGUUAAGUCGCGCCUUGUCAAGCUCGAGACUUGACCCUUUCCAGACAUUUCCGGUGCAAUUAACCAGUCAGCAUCAUAAGCUACUGCAUCAUUGGAUUGGCACCCAUGCCACUAUGAUGUUUGAGGAUUUGGAUAUCCCCAGCUUCAAUCCAAUGAAGGAUGUAUGGUUCCCAUUGGACCUUUCCAAUGCCUCCUCAUUCAACGCGAUUAUGGCACACGCUGCCGCGCAUCUAUCCCAUCUCUAUGCAGGAACUAGUCCGCAAAGGGGAACCAAUUCAGCCGAUGCCUUGAAAUAUAAGGCAGAAGCAGUCCGGAUUCUGCAUGAGUGGCUAUCAGACCCACAAAAGGCGCUCAGCUAUGAUGCAUUCGCGGCUGUGAUUCGACUUUUGACGUUUGAGAGAUACUGGGGAACUGCAGAAGAGUGGAACAUCCACCGCAUGGGCCUGCAGAGAAUGAUAGAAGCCAAGGGCGGGAUUGGAGAGCUACAUGAUAAUUGGCGUCUUGAGCUUGUUGUCUAUCUUGUUUCCCUGAUGGCCAAGCCGUCGUGGUUUGAGCCCACCAACAAUAUCUCGGAGGUAUCCGAGCCCUCGGCCGAUGCAUUCGCCUUGGAUCCUUCAAUGGACUUUCAAAAGAUACGCUGCUUGUGGUUGAUAUCUUUCAUCCAAGAUCUACGAACAUUCAUGGGAUUUUCUUCCCGAUUCUACGUUCAGGGACUUUCUACCUAUCCCUCCCUCUACCAGGCCGUCCUUCAUCUUCGGGAUGAAUUUCAACAUUCCAACUCAGAUGCCUCUCUUUCACCUGGAACAUCUCCAUCCGACUAUGACAGGCUAACCUGCUUGUUCUCAGUCUGCUUGAUGAUUCAAGAAUCCAUUUCUUCUCCACCUCCUAUCGACGCCGCGAGCAACCCGUUCUGGUCCAGUGGACUAGAUAUUCUGGAUGGGGCUCUGAUGCAGUCGCGAGAACCGUGGGACUUUUCCGUACAGAAUUUGCGCCCAUUCUUACAUCAACACCUGGCCGACACUUACCCAGACGGAAUGCAAAAAAUAGAAUAUGUGCGGAGGAUGACGGAGAUUCUGAGCCAGGUUAGCCCCGAGGCGCGGAUAGGGGUCGAGAAAUGUCUGCUCAAUAUGUUGUGUCGUUCAAAGGACACACAGGCAGCGUUCUUGGUGGACGAAGGAUGGACACCUGACUCGCUGUUGUCAUCGAUGCACGGACAAUAA
Messenger RNA from Penicillium cataractarum, 1602 nucleotides. RefSeq lists its product as uncharacterized. The record is from RefSeq and is a predicted model, not a curated record. Lineage: Eukaryota; Fungi; Ascomycota; Eurotiomycetes; Eurotiales; Aspergillaceae. The transcript has 4 exons. Bases 1 to 1602 code for a protein of 533 amino acids.